AACAGCAACAUUGUACCCAUCAGUUUUAGGACCAAAAAAACAGUGAAGAUGAACGUGCUGCCCUGCACGAUCCUCUCCUUCCUGCUGUCAGCUGGAGCCUCUCUGGCUCAGUCGGAUGAGGAAAUGCUGACUGGUAUCGUUAAAACAAUCAGAAGACAAUACAGCAUAGCUGGACAGUUCUGUCUGGCUGCAGUUAUCCCACCAAAUCUGAACACUCUUUACCAGGUUUUUGAGCAUAACUCCUUUGAGGAUGUUCAGGAAACGAUUGGGGACAAUGACUCACCCAAUAACAAUCGUGGAGUGUAUGUAGGCUAUGGAGUGAUUGUGGCCAGACCAACAUUAAGUGCAGACGGACGAAGUGGACAACAUGCAGAACGUCGUGUUCUGCAAACUCUGAGAGAGCUGGUGGAAAAUCCAAAUGAAUUCCCAAAAAGCCAGGGAAACUCACUUCUCAUCUACUCUUUUCUCUCCGCCUGUGAUACAUGCACCAGCCGCGACCAUCCAUCAAGCAUCAUCAGGGACCUCCAACGUAUCGUUCAAACCUACACGACUUCUGUAUUUGUGUUUAAAAAAAUCUUUCAGCCCCGAAUUAAUAUUGUUUUUACUGAAAAUGAUUUGACCAAUUCCCUUUAUUCUCUUGAUGAGGCCAUCGGUGGGCUGGCUAACAUCUUUCGCUGUGACCCUACCUGUUACAGAUGCAUUGACAGGCAAACAAAUGCAGUUUCACGAUAUUGUAUUGCUAACGACGCUUAGCCUUCACAGUGAGGAAGCAGCACCACAGUCAGACACAGACAUGACUCUCAUUAUUAACAGUUUGUUGUCAUUUAGUCUCAAGUGAGUCCUCUGAACCGCAGCACAAACAGCUCUCAGUCUCCAUAAAGGAAGCUUUGUACAGGAUCACAGAUGACAUCAGAGAUGACAUCACACUGUGUUGGUGAAUCUUGCUGUGUGUUUUCAGACACCUGCACCUCACUCAGACCCCCAACACCCGCUGUUCCUCCACCUGUUUCCCUCAUUUACUGAUGAAUGAUGAAUGAUGAAAGAUGUCCAGAAGCAUUUGUAAAAGCAGACUGUAACUCAGUGAUGGCAUUCGUGAAUCAUGUGACUGCCUGAAUACAAGGUGUUUGUGACCCCUCA
Molecule: messenger RNA, 1137 nt
Organism: Oreochromis aureus
Lineage: Eukaryota; Metazoa; Chordata; Actinopteri; Cichliformes; Cichlidae
Exons: 4
Coding region: 49-753 (234 amino acids)
Source: RefSeq, a predicted model, not a curated record